CUUAUAAAGUUUAUCCAAAAUUCAGAGUACCCGAAGGAAUUAAAAAUGUACCAACAUUAAGUUUCUUGAAAUUGAUUUCAGCUAUUUUUUCUAAUGAGGGUCCUGACAAACGCUGGGAAAAUACGCGUAAAGUUCUCGAAAAAGAAGGAAUUGGAAAAUUCUGGUUCAAUGGAGUAUGGUAUAUCGUUACAACCGAUUUGGAACUUACAAAAGAUGUAUUUUCAAAAACAGAUUUGUAUCCUAAAACAUUGCUCAAUGAAUCGGACCCCGGAUCUUUAUUGGCUGAUUACUACGGUACGAACUUAAUCAUUUCCAACGGAGAUGUUUGGAAACGUCAUCGUCAUAUUGCAAGUCCUGCGUUUAAAAGUCUACCUAUGCAUGUAUUUGAUGAAACUGCUGUUAAAUUGUUGAAAGUCAUUGAAAAAGUUGAUAAUGGACCUAUAGAAGUCAAAGAUCUUAUGCAUAGACUUACCUUGGACGUUCUUGGAAGAGCUGUUUUUGGAUUUGAUUUUAAUAAUCUUGAAGAUCCAACAAACGUCUAUGUUACUACUUAUCAAGACGUGGUAGCCGAAUGUGAUAAACCUAUAUAUUUAGUUAUCCCACUCAUUGAAUAUCUCCCGUAUUUUGAUCGUACCGAAGCGCGUAAAAAAGUUGCAAAGAUUAAUGAAUUAUAUAAUGGACUUAUUGAGAUGAAACGUAAAUCAAUGGAAACGGAAGAGUUGAUUAAAAAAAAAAACAAUAAUACCGCUGAUUUGUUAGAAUGUAUGAUAUAUGCUUCUAGCGAUCCAAAAUAUCCCAUGUCAGAUGAAGAAAUGAGAUAUAAUCUUGCAAUGUUUAUGCUAGCUGGUCAUGAUACUACCGCUACUUCUUUGACAACUAUCUUAUAUGUCUUCGCCACCCGCAAGGAUGUGCAAAGAAAAGUUCGUGAGGAAAUAUUACGGGUCCUUGGCGAUACUUUAACCCCAACCAUAGAUCAGCAAAGAGAAUUAAAAUAUUUGAACAUGGUUAUUAAGGAAAACUUAAGAUUAUAUCCUCCUGUUCAUCAAUUACCAAGAAGAGAAAAUUCAGAGACCAUUAAAUUUCGAAAUCAUAUGAAAAACGCGAACAAUCUACUUGGUUACCUUUUGGCAGUGGUACCAGAACGUAACAACUUUUCACUAAUUGAACAAAGAGUGAUGUUGUGUGCUUUAUUAAGAAAAUAUGAGGUGUCUUUACCAGCAGAUAGUAAUCAUCAAGAUAAAUUACAUCUUGAUUAUUUUAAUGGUACACUUACGAAACUACAAUCAUUAAUAUGUACUAUAUAUUUGGCCGCCGAUAUAAGCACGUUAAAAGAGAAUAAAGCCAGUAGUGCAAAUUAUGGUAUCAUUUAA
Molecule: messenger RNA, 1370 nt
Organism: Funneliformis caledonium
Lineage: Eukaryota; Fungi; Glomeromycota; Glomeromycetes; Glomerales; Glomeraceae
Source: the annotation of a GenBank genome assembly